Molecule: messenger RNA, 2754 nt
Organism: Eucalyptus grandis
Lineage: Eukaryota; Viridiplantae; Streptophyta; Magnoliopsida; Myrtales; Myrtaceae
Product: disease resistance protein RPM1-like
Exons: 2
Coding region: 1-2754 (917 amino acids)
Biological process (GO): defense response to other organism
Molecular function (GO): ADP binding
Source: RefSeq, a predicted model, not a curated record
AUGGCAGAGAGCCCAGUGAAUUACCUACUCAACAAGCUCGCACAAUUUGUUGAGAACGAGGUGCAAGUCCUGACAGGAGCCCAAGAAGAAGCCCUAUCAGUGAGAGGAGAAUUAGAGCGAGUCCGGGCCUUCCUCAGGGUUGCAGAUUCCCUAGAAGAAAGCGACAAUGAAGUCAAAGUGUGGGUGCAGCAGUUGAGAAACACAGCCUACGACAUGGAGGACGCUCUCGAUGAGUUCUCUCUGCUCCUGAGACAUGAUCAUGGAGUCGGUUUCAUCAGCCUCAUCAGCAGGAUGUCUUGCUGCAUCAAGAACCUGAAGGCUCGGUACCGACUCACAUCUGAAAUAAAGCGCAUAAACUCCAAAGUAAAGGGCAUAUGCAAUGGGCACCGGAGGCUGCGCCACAAAUUCAGCAGAGCUCAACAAAAUCCGAGCUCAACUGGAGCAGACAACACAUGGCAGGACCACCGAGGCAAUGCCCUUCUCGUAGAUGAAACUGACCUGGUAGGCAUUGAGCAGCCGAAGAAUGAGCUGGUCGGGCGGUUACUUGAGGGGGCUCUCGGGCGGGAGGUCAUCUCCAUCGUGGGAAUGGGAGGGUUGGGCAAAACCACUCUGGUGAAGCAAGUCUACGAAGACCCCACCGUGAAGAAACAUUUCACGGCGUAUGCUUGGAUCACUCUCUCUGGGUCCUCAAAGAUCGAAGAGCUCCUCACAGACAUGCUUGAUCAGAUCAUGAAAGUGAUCAGGACACCGGUCCCUCCAGGAGCCUACACUAUGAAUAGCCAUUGGCUGAAGACGAUCAUCAAGGACCUGCUUCAGAGGAGGAGGUACCUGAUCAUCCUCGAUGACGCCUGGUGCAUAAACGAAUGGGAUGCAGUCAAGCAUGCCUUGCCCAACAACUGUCAGGGAAGCCGGGUGAUCAUCACGACUCGGAAUGCUGAUCUCGCAUCAACCACGUGCAAGGAGUUCAACGGGCUGGCUAAAAAUAUGGAGCCACUUGAUCCCGCUCAGUCAUGGGAGCUUUUCUGUCGGAAGACUUUUCAGGGGAAUUCAUGCCCUUCCCCCCUGGAGGAGAUAUGUGAGUACAUUUUGAAAAAGUGUGAAGGACUACCACUCGCAAUUGUGGCCAUCAGUGGCGUUCUGGCAGGGAAAGACAAACGGAGGAUCUAUGAAUGGGAAUUGGUUCGUCGCAGUCUUCGUACUGAGAUUGACUGCAACGACAAACUCAAAAAUUUGAAAAGAGUUCUUUCGCUGAGCUUUAAUGAUCUGCCAUACUACCUGAAAUCCUGUUUCUUGCACUUAAGUUUAUUUCCCAAGGGUCACCACAUCAAAUGUCAGAGACUGAUUCGGUUAUGGAUCGCAGAAGGAUUUGUUGAAAAGAAAGAAGGAAAGACCCUCGAAGAAGUUGCUAAGGACUACUUCGUGGAGCUGUUGAACAGAAGCUUGAUAGAGGUGGCUGCUAAACAAAGUGAUGGAAGGGUCAAGACUUGCCGCAUCCAUGAUUUGCUGCAGGACAUUAUCACUUCAAGGUCGACUGAUCAGGGCUUUGCCGAAAUAGCCAAAGAAGAAAAUCGUGAAUGGACAGACAAAAUCCGUCGCCUGUCAAUACAGAACACCCUGCAAACUAUGCCACGGAAUUGGUCCUUGUCUCAACUUCGCUCUUUAUAUUUGUUUGGGGUAGAGAAAUCAUUAAUGAACUCAGUUUUAGCUUGUGAUAUGAAACUGCUCAAUGUUUUGGAUAUGCAAGCGGCUCCUUUAACAAGGUUCCCUGCUCAAGUUGCUGAUUGGUGUUGUCUGAGAUAUCUAAGUUUCAGGUCCACUGAGGUGAGUAUGAUUCCACGCUCUAUUGGGAAACUUCAAAACUUGGAGACUCUAGACCUUAAACACACAAAUGUCACCGAAUUGCCUGUUGAGAUCUUGAAACUCCAACGGCUUCGUCAUCUCCUUGUUUAUCGCUACAAGAAUGUGUCCUAUUCAUCCUUCAAGUUCGGCUUCAAGGCCCUUAGGGGAAUAGGGGCUUUGGUAAUCCCUUCAAAGCUCUGCUAUUUAGAGGCAGAUGACGAAAGUAGCAGCAGUGUGAUAAAGAGCUUGGAAUCUUCUGUUGAUGAUGAUGAGGUUAUUGAUCUGCAACACGUCUCGAGUCCACCUCCAUUCCUUGAGAGAAUCUACUUGAGAGGACGCUUGGGGGCUUUACCACACUGGUUACCCUCUCUCAGUAGCCUGAUGAAAUUGAACCUGAGGUGCAGUCGCCUAAAAAAUGACCCUCUUGUGCCUCUCGAAAAUCUGCCAAAUCUUGUGCAUCUCGUGUUGCUUCAGGUUUACGAAGGAAGCUCAUUGUGCUUCAAAGCAGAAUCAUUUAAGAAGCUAAAGACUCUGGGUCUUGAUCAAUUUGAUGAACUCAGGUCCGUAGAAGUGGAGAAGGGAGCAAUGCCUUAUCUUGAGAUGUUUAUCAUUCAGCGUUGCAAGUUACUAGAGAAGCUUCCAUCAGGUAUUGAAUAUCUGAAAAAGCUGGAAGUGCUGAAGAUUUUCGAUAUGCCAGAUGAGCUCGUCAAGAAGCUUGUGCUAGGUGGGCAAAAUGAUGACUAUCAGAAAGUUGCGCAUGUUCCACAAUUAUAUUAUGGGCACUGGAAAGACGGGGGUUGGGAUGUCCAGUUAAUCGAAAGAUCAGUGCAGAGAGAUCAUUGCAGAGAGAUCAGAUCAGUGCAUGUUCCAAGCACGAGUACGAGUAGCAAUCAGUACCCACCAUGUUGGAAGUGA